AUGGCCUCGGACAAUCUUGCGUUCAUCGGCCACGAAGCAAAGGCCGCCGAGGACUUCGGCGCGAAAGUGUUCAAUCCGGAAGGAUUGAUCGAACGCCUCCACGAUCGACGCACGCUAAAAACGCCGUACGAGAUCACGUGCAUGGCCGCCGCAAGUGAACUUGCCGUGAAGGGGCAUCUCGCUUCCCGCGAUGCUUUCUACGCCGGAGAAACGAGCGAGCUUGCGAUUCACCUCGCGUACCUGUCGGCCACCGAACUCGACGACCCGCAAACGCCGUACAAGAACAUCGUCGCGCUGAACGACGCCGCGGCGAUCCUGCACCACAUCCACUACCGUAAGGUCGACUCGUGUCGCUCGCUUCUAAUCGACGCCGGCGGCGCGCACCGUGGUUACUGCUCGGACAUCACCCGGACCUACGCCGCGAAGAGCGAGCCUGCCUUCGGGGCGUUGGUCGAACGCAUGGAUGUCCUCCAACAGAAGCUGCUCGAACGAAUCGAAGUCGGGAUGCCCUACGAGGCACUCCAUGAUGCAUCGCACGAGAUGAUGGGCGCGCUGGUCGUCGAGGCCGGUCUAUUUAAUGGAAGCGCCGAAGCGGCCGUCUCGACGGGCGUGACGCGAAAGCUCUUCCCGCACGGCCUCGGUCACUCCCUCGGCGUGCAAGUGCACGACGUCGGCAUGAAGAAGACCGCGCCGCGCGAAGACAAUCCGUACCUUCGAAACACCAGCACGAUCACGGCCGGUCAGGUGUUUACGGUCGAGCCGGGGCUGUACUUCAUCGACUCAUUCCUCGCGGACCUCAAAGCGAUGGACGCACCGAUGAAUUGGGACACGAUCGAAGCGCUCAAGCCGUGCGGCGGCAUUCGUAUCGAAGACAACAUCUUGGUCCUCGACAACGGCAUUCGAAACCUCACGCGCGAACAGCGCUGGUCGUAG
Molecule: messenger RNA, 933 nt
Organism: Nerophis lumbriciformis (worm pipefish)
Lineage: Eukaryota; Metazoa; Chordata; Actinopteri; Syngnathiformes; Syngnathidae
Source: RefSeq, a predicted model, not a curated record